AUGGAUCGACGGAAACCUUACGAGGCGUCCAACCCUCUGUGUGGAACCCAGAAACCGCAGCUACCUUCAGUUUCGGGGCCAGCAUCGGGGAAGGCAGCUCGCUGGCUGCUUGGGAGGAUCAAGGACGGCUCCCAAAGGGCUUUACUGCUCCAGCAGACGCCCUGUAUAGCACAGAGUUUGGUAGGUGCCCCCAUUCCGCAGUCAGAAAGACCCGGGGGAGCCUCGUUCCCUUUUGGAAGGGCAGCGCCGGUCUCCUGUGGAGACCGGGGCAAUGGAAACGCGCCGCAGUGGAGCCGUGUACAACAAUCACUGUCAAGGCCUCCAUCCACGCAAGGAGAAGAACUACACUCGGAGCCACACAGUGCACGCAUCCCCUUGAGGUCUUCUGAAGCCCCUCCACGGUCCGUCUCGUCGAGUUACACUCAAGCAGCAGCCAGCUAUACCCAAGACAGAUUACGGGACCAGAGAGAGGCCAGUCGGCUGGCCGCUACAGCCUUACAGGCACAGGCUCCAUCAGACGCUGUGAAGGUGCCUUACGGAUCUCAAGGGGACUUGACGCUAAAGGAGACUCGGGGAUUUCGUCAGGGAGGUGUCAACGGGCCAUGCCAGGGCGCCGCCUUGAGUCCGCCUCAGGCUGCUGCCAGUCUGUCGAGCUCUUCAUCAGGUUAUCAGGGACUCAGAGCCAUUAAAAGUCAUCUAAAAGAUCCAUGGGAAUCAACCAGUUCCGUUUCAAAACAAAAAGAAACAGAGAAACUGGCGAGGCUGGUUGUCCGCACAGCUCUGCCCUCCCACUGGCAGCAGCAUCAGCAGCUGCACGAAGAGCAGCGGAAGCACCAGCAAGAGCCUCAGCCCCAACAGAGAGAGCACGAACAACAGCAGCAUCAACAGCACCUGCACGAGGAACAGAAAGCAUGUGAGCUGGAGUGCCAGUACCGCAUUCAGCAACAAGCUAUGCCCUACCAACGGCAACACCAACAGCAUGAGGAAGAGCAACCAAUCGAGCGCCAAGGGGAUCACUUGGGUCAGCAUCUACAAGAGCGUCAACACCACAGAAACCAAGUGCGCUGCGAGCAAUCGCAACAGCAGCACCACCAGCAACAGCACCAACAACGGCCGCACCAGCAGCACCAGCAGCACCAACAGCAACAGGCAACACAGCAGCAUCAGCAACGUGAGCAGCAGCAAACACAGCAGGAACAUCAACAAGAGGAGCGGAAGCAUCUUGUGCAGCGCCACCAUGCGCUCAGUCAAGGAUUUGAUGUGGGCUCCAGGCAAAACGCUGAUGCUGAGCAGUCGGCAGAAGCUUCAGCAUUUGCAUUUCUUGCCAGAAACUCAGAUUUCAGUCGCCCUCCACAUGCUACCUUGAGCAGCAGCAACUCGUACGGGGGUUUCUCAUGUCUAGAAGUCUACCCUCAAAUAGUUCCUGUUGUGGAGCCUCCCGCAAGGGCUACAGGACGGGCGAGCCUUCCUCAAGGACAGAUGCUACAGGAGCAACAACCCACCACUGAAAACAGCGAAUUGCCGGCUGAGCUGCAUGCAGUGACUUGGCAGCCAUAUUCAUUAAAUCGUGAGUGCCCUUUGAAUCAGAGCGGGGUCUCUGCAGGGAAACCAACUGCGACUUCAACUGCCAACGAUGCUAUUGAGCCCAGGAUAACGUGGCUGCAGCAACAGCCCAAGGAGGAUAAUGCGGGGCAAUUUCCCGCGGCCCUUGAGGUGUCCACCGCUGCAGCGAUUCAACGUAGCCCCUCUUCAUAUGGCAGCGAACCUCAACUCAUUCCGCACCAUGGUGCCUUGUUUGGAACACUGUCCCCAGAACAAAGAGCUGUCGUCACUGCACCUCCACAAAGCAGUGUUUGCGUGCUGGCGGGGCCAGGAGCAGGCAAGACCACUACCAUAACUGCCCGCAUCGUCCGCCUGCUACUUGAAGGACAUCGGCCUCUAGCAGCAUUAACAUUUACCAAAAAAAGCGCGACAGAACUCGAACGGCGGAUACGUGGAGGACUGGAAGGGGUGCUCAGGGACAGGAGCUCUCCAGCCUGCUCGUCUUUUCCGUCUGUUGGUGAAAUAGGCGAGAAGGACUUGUUCGUGGGAACGUUUCAUUCGUUUUUUAUGAAGCUCCUAAAGAGCCAUGGAGCUCAAGUAGGGGUCCCAUGCACCUUCAGGGUGAUGGGGCAGUUUCAGCAGCUUGCACUGCUCCGCAGCCUUAUUGAGCGAGAAAAAAGGGCAGAGGCGCAGCGCCGAGGGGUCCCCGGUGUGAAGGCAAUUAGUACAACACUGUGCAGCAAUCCUGGAGACCCUCAUGUCUCCAGUGACGAGAAUGAAUGCUAUUCGGAUGACGAAAGAGACGUACAAGAAUCAAGUUUUCAAACGACAGGCAUGGGGGGCUUCAGCUCCACUGGUAAAGAAGCAGAUGAACUGCGAAAACGCAUCCGCUGCAUGAAGUUCAUCCCCGAACUGCUGGAACGAGAACGCGCUGCAGGCUCUGUGCUGUAUCGUCUGUUUUGUGAGUACGCGAAACACCUGAAGGAGCAACAGCCACCUCUGCUGGACUUUGCUGAUUUAACUGUCAAGACUCUUAAGCUGUUGGAGCGGCAGGACACACGAGCUGAACUGGGAGCUCUUUGGCCCUACUUGGUUGUCGAUGAAUUCCAAGACACAAACAGCAACCAGUUCAAGUUCAUUUGUCUAAUGGCUCUGCAGCGGCCCCCGAACCCAAGCACUCUCCCUGCAGCUCUUGGGGCCCAGCGUCUCUUCCCCACCAGGCGGCAUCCAGGGGGCGUGACAGUUGUGGGAGAUGAUGAUCAGUCUAUCUAUAAGUGGAGAGGCACGCACACUGGUAUAUUUCAUGAGUUCAGGCGCAAUUUCCCAGAGUACAAGGAAUUUUUUCUUGCUUGUAACUACCGUUCUGUACCUUCUGUGGUGCGUCAUAGUCUGUCUCUAGUCAGUUUUAAUUGGCCAUUUCGCAUUCGCAAGGCACUGUACUCUGUUUACGAGUCGAGAAAGAUGGAUCCCAGAGGAAACUUUUGUGCUGAAACCACCGAUGACGCUGCAGCUCCUUGUGACGACACUGAUUGGGCCUCUACGUCCACUAAGAGUACAAGAAAUUUGAAAGGCCACGUGCACGGCGCUUUCCUCCCGUCUCAAAGCCUGGAGGCACAGUACAUCUUACGUUAUAUUCUGUGUUUGAAACAGCACCACAGCCUACGCUGGGACGACUUCGCUAUCCUCUGUCGUACGAAUAGCGCCUUAAUUGACAUCCAGAACCUACUAACGAGCCCCCGGAUACAGCGUGCAGCUUGUGCGGCUUCUGCCGUCUUCUCCACAAAUGAAGCUCGUGGGGCUGUGGAAGACAGCAAACAUUACGCAGGGAUCGGGGACCCGAACAAGCCUGCAGACCCAGCUGUGAUGUUUCCUGCUGCAAAUCUAGCUGAGUUGGAACUGCCUGCUGGGGGUCUUCCUAUUUCUAGCACAAGCUCGAAGAGAGCCGGAGGGGCGGAGAUCUUCCUUCGCCCGGACGCAAUAGAUCUUCUUUGUUACCUUCGCUUGGCAGUAGACCCUCACCAUGAUCCCUCUUUUAUUAGAGUGUUGAAUAAGCCACCUCGCCGCAUUGGGCCGAAGACAUUGCUGGCUCUGAAACGCAUUCAAAACUCCCUGAAUGGCACAAUAGCCGGGACAGCAGAUAUCGCGCGCGCCUUCGUGGAAAUGCCGUGGCAAGGUUUGCCCUGGGGUGCACAGAGCGGAUUUCAGGAAUCCCCCGUGACUGCUUCUCUCUUUGAUGCCAUGUGUGGUGUUCUGCGAGCCGCUGGGAUGAAAGAUGAAGUGCCUGAAGUCCACCUCACGAACCAAUCCGCGGCAGAAGUGGAGGCUGCACGUCUGCGCUCGAACCAGCUAGAGGCUCUCGCGUCAUUCGUCAAAUCUAUCCAGAAGCUCCAUUCAAUGUCUAAAAGCUCUGAUUCCGUGAAGACAGUGCUCGAAUACACACUUGGGCCGCUAGGAAUGGGCGCUUUUUUUGCUCAUAAACGGCUUGUGCACCGUUCGCGGAAUGCUGGGCAAGCAGCAGGUGAAGGCACCACCGAAGUCCCGGUACAGUCGGAGAAGGAAACCCUUCAUCCAUCGCUUCCCGAAGUUUCUCAAACGAAAAGCCCCACGACAGACUUUGCACGGGCAAAGACGCGUCGAAACAAGAGGAAAGCAGCCUCUGUCCCUGAAAUAGAGAGAACUGAAGAUUCCAUGGGAAAACCUACUGGGGUAGAAGCGUCCUUACGAGAUCUCUCAAAGCUAUACGGAUCGGAAACAUUUGCAGAUGUGCUUGGGUUACUGCGAGCAGUCGAGGCGUAUGCUCCUAACUGGCAGCAGGUGACAGCCGCAGAUUGCAUUAAAAGGCUGCUCCGAGAUGCGGACUCUGGGCGGUUUGUUCAGCAAAAGGUUACAAAUGCAGUAACACUCUCUACGAUCCACCAGGCCAAAGGACUGGAGUGGAAGGUCGUCAUUGUUGCAAGAGCUAACGACGGGACUUUGCCAAUGGGCGUUGGUGGCAGCCAGCCGCUAGCGGACUACGUUGCACGUUUGCUCUCGAGCUUCGCUGCGGAGCAGCCGAAGCCUGAGGCUCUGCAGCACGCAGAAGCAACGGUUAUUAGACAAGCAUCGGGAAACGAACAGCAUUUCCAUCUCAUGGAGGAACGCAGGGUUUGCUACGUUGCCCUUACUCGAGCCAGACAGUUCUUACUCCUUACAGCUCCCCUGGCAGACAAAACCAACCACCCCUUGAAUCCUUCGCGUUUUUUCAAAGAGGCUGGCCUUGUAUCAGUGUGGCAGGCGCCAAUGCCUUCUGCUGGUGCUAGAGCAAAAUCUGACAAAAACAGCUCGAGCCUGAAAACUGCCAUGGAGAGCGGUGAAGGCAGAAAUAAGCUUGACAGCUUCACAUAA
Messenger RNA from Eimeria necatrix, 4926 nucleotides. RefSeq lists its product as hypothetical. Gene Ontology annotation, cellular component: nucleus. Gene Ontology annotation, biological process: recombinational repair. Bases 1 to 4926 code for a protein of 1641 amino acids. Lineage: Eukaryota; Apicomplexa; Conoidasida; Eucoccidiorida; Eimeriidae. The record is from RefSeq and is a predicted model, not a curated record. The transcript has 4 exons. Gene Ontology annotation, molecular function: ATP binding; DNA binding; hydrolase activity.